GGUGUCGGUGCUGGUGUCGGUGCUGGGCAGAUCGCAGAUCAGAGGGGGAGCGGCCGGCGGUUGGUGCUGGCUGCCUUCCAUCUUGGGCCAAAUUGAUUCGAUUCGUUUCGAGCCAGCGCCCUCGCCGUGCAUCCGAAUCAACACCAUCGCCGACACAGCGGCCCAUCUGCACACCCCUGCGAUAGAUACAACGGUUUUCGGUUACUACCCUUAUUUCAUGGUCCCUUGCCGCAAUGGAGCCUGAUCAGCCACAUAUUCUCUUUUCACUUGGAGGGCAUACGGCCCCUGUUCUGGCCCUCGACAUCGACCACCAACACAAUCCAACCCGUCUCCUCUCCGGAUCCGAGGACGGAUCUGCUCGGCUCUGGGACUUGGAAGCACGGAAAGUGGCCCGUGGCAUCCGCGCCGUGCCGAGCGAUCCAGCUGCAGCGCCUCGCCCCGUCACCGCUGUCAAGUUCUCGCCUCUCAGUCCUGAGCAUACCGUGUACAUCGCCGCUGGAAAUCAGAUGCUCGUUUUUGAUCUGCGUGCGCCUGGCAUGGUGCUGUCCACUCCAUCGUCAAGCUUUCCGCCGGCCAAAGAAGAGAUCAACAGUAUUGCCAUCAGCGACAAGGAGCAGUACGUCGCAACUGUUGAUGACUCGGGGGACGUACUUGUGAUGGACACCAGCUUUGACGGAAACCGUGGUCGCUGUCGGAGGAUGCGACGAGGGCAUGAUAACAUCGCUAUGGCCGUAGCCUUUCGUCCAACCAAGACGUGGGAAGUUUGGUCCGGCGGAAUGGAUUCGACCAUGAAACAGUGGGAUUUUUCACGCGGCACCACCAUCAAUGAGUACGACAUGACCGUGGCAGAAGCCGCUCCAACACCACAAGUCGUCAAUCCUCCGCAUAUCCAUUCGCUUGCAGUGGCAUCGGAUGGACGAGCCCUCGCAUCAGGCCUGGGCGACGGAUCUAUAUUCGUGCUGGCCCAACCGGCUCCCGCGAUUGACACCAAGAGCAAAGGCAAGGACAAGGGUGACAAGAAAAAACGAGCGCCAAUGAUUUCAAGUCGCCUUGAAGGGCACAACUGGAGCGUUUCCGCAGUAGACUUUAUCACAAACUCGCCCACGGCGACAGCCACCGCAUCCCAGCUGCUCGUUUCAGGAGGCAUCGACGGCCAACUGAAGCUGUGGGGCCCAUCCGGGAUAGAAGAACAGAGCCCAUAUGUCGUGCGCACAGCGUACCAACUGGACAAGAGAGUCAAUGCCAUGAAAUGCGCCUGGAUGCCAACUCGGACUGGAGGUGAUGUCGCGCACGAUUCCAUCGUAGCAUUUGUGUCUGGUGUUAGUCGGUCCGACAAUCCAGCAUCGGCCAGGGCGUCAACCGAGAUCGAAGCUGUGAUGGUCGAGCAACUGGCUCGUACGUGAGGCUUACAGAAUACAAAUCGGCACAAAUGCGACCAUGACACAAUCCGAGCCAUCUGGGCCGGGCCAAGAUUCUGCCACUUGGAUCAAAGCAGCCCGCCCACGA
Molecule: messenger RNA, 1506 nt
Organism: Polychytrium aggregatum
Lineage: Eukaryota; Fungi; Chytridiomycota; Chytridiomycetes; Polychytriales
Product: WD40-repeat-containing domain protein
Exons: 7
Coding region: 234-1403 (389 amino acids)
Molecular function (GO): protein binding
Source: RefSeq, a predicted model, not a curated record